AUGAAUGGUAACAUUAAAACAUUGCAUCUAUCAAAUUUGCCAAGACGUCCAGAAUCGAUACCCAAUUUCAUACGACUGUUACUAAAGGCUAUUAACCCAGUAAACGAAUAUGCACUAAGCCCAUCAUUGGAUCUUCCUACAAAUACGACUGCAUCAUAUCCAACAGAAUUGGAAUUAUUAGAUUCGAAGAAUAAUAUCAUUGCUAUUUCUAGGUCUCACUCAAAGAAACUAUCGUCGACGUGUUUUAUUACUUUUGUUACCGCUGACGAUGCAAAGGUAUUUUUAGAAACAUAUAAAUCCAAACCUUUAAUGGUAAAUGGGAGAAGGGUACUCAUAGAGUAUGCCAAAAAGGAAUCGUUAUUAGCAAUUGCUUUAGAUGAAACUAAACCUGGUUUAUUCGAGAAGAUUCUUAACACAAGACAUAAACAGAAACUGUUGAAACUUGAUGAAGAUGCCAGUGAAUUACACACAAUGAAAAGGAAAAGCAGGCGGUUGAGAAGUAAACUUAGAAAGCAAGGUCUCGAUGAGACCAGAAUUGCACAAAAGAUCAAAGAAUUUCAAGAUAUGGCAAUCAAAACUAAACAAGAUGAGAUUAGUAAAAGAUUGCCAUCUAGUAAACCUUCUACACAGAAACAACCAACCCAUAAAAUUAUUGAUAAUCCACCAAACAAUAAAUUACUUGUUCAAAAUAUACCGAAUGGAACGACAGAGGCUGAGAUUGAACAAUUAUUCAAAGGUGAAGGGUUUAAAGGAAUCAGACUUGUUGCAGUCCGUAAUGUGGCAUUUAUUGAAUAUGAGUCUAUUGAACAAGCUACUAUUGUUAAGGAUAGUUUAGGUAAGGAUCCUAGUUGGAAGGGUUCGAUCAUUUAUAUAACUUUCGCUAAAUAG
This is a messenger RNA of Maudiozyma saulgeensis, 888 nucleotides long. Lineage: Eukaryota; Fungi; Ascomycota; Saccharomycetes; Saccharomycetales; Saccharomycetaceae. The record is from the annotation of a GenBank genome assembly.